Molecule: messenger RNA, 1549 nt
Organism: Carica papaya (papaya)
Lineage: Eukaryota; Viridiplantae; Streptophyta; Magnoliopsida; Brassicales; Caricaceae
Gene: AKRP
Product: ankyrin repeat protein
Molecular function (GO): protein binding
Source: RefSeq, a predicted model, not a curated record
UUAUUCGCCCCACGCUCAACUCUGGUAAUUCUUGUACUGCAUCUGAGUCAGCUUCACCAAAUCCCCCACUCACCUUUACUUCUUCUGCUCAAAACCAUGUCUGUUUCACCUCUGCUGAACCCGCAGAACCCCAAACUGUCUUCUCUUCUCUUCUUCUCCACCACUCAACCAUCGCUCUAUCCUUCUCGGACCCCUCGGAAAUCUCUUCCCUUCAUCUCCUCUUUCUCUCAAAACGACGACGUCCAAGAUGACCUUGUUAUCGGCGACUGCCUUGUCUUCGAAGACGGCAUUUUCGACGACCCCUACCUCCAAAACCCCAAUCCAAACCAACAUCAACCCCCAACCAAAAAGAAUUCUAAGUCCAAACCCAAGAACAAGGUGGCAGAGAUUGAGCCCCAGAACUUGGUCCCGCAGGAAUGGAGGCACGUUCAAGACGAGGUAAACAUCACUAAGAAAGAGAGACGAAAGAUCGCUCAACAGCUGGAGUUUGGAGUCCGAGUUGAGAAGAGGAAAAAAGGCUUACUUCCCAUCAGGAAUUUCAACUUGCAGGAACAUUUGUCUUACAAGCAGGCUAAGUUGGCUCAGUUAAAGCCCUUGGUACUCGAUGAUCCUUCCCAUUUCCGGGUCAGGAAGAUAAAGAACCUGCACACCAUGAAAUUGAGGGUUCUUCUUCUUUCCAGUGAGCGAGUGGCGCCAAAGAAUCCCAGAUGGGCGGUUUAUGGCAGGGGAUUCGACGACGUCUCCAAAUUUUUCAAUAGCGAGAAUUAUGUGCCUGGUGACAAGAAAUCUCAAGGGGUCCGUAAGUUAUUUACAAAGGAGGAAAAGGUUCUACUUAAUAGCCGCAUACCUGAUCUUGCUGCUGCUACCUCUAGCAAAUGGCUACCUCUCCACACACUUGCUGCAUGCGGAGAGUUCUAUCUUGUCCAUGCUUUGCUGAAACAUAAUGUUGACAUCAAUGCAGUUGAUAAGGAUGGUUUGACUGCGCUCCACAGAGCAAUAAUUGCAAAACAGCAAGCUAUAACCAACUACCUUUUAAGAGAAUCAGCAAACCCUUUUGUUCGUGACGAAGAUGGUGCUACCCUGUUACACUAUGCUGUCCAGAGGGCAUCAAUUCCGGCUAUUAAGCUUCUCCUAUUGUACAAUGUUGAUAUAAAUCUUCAGGACAAUGAUGGAUGGACGCCAUUACAUCUUGCAGUUCAAACCCGGAGAACUGACAUUGUUAAGCUUUUAUUGAUAAAAGGAGCAGAUGAAACAUUAAAAAACAAGGAUGGGUUAACCCCAUUAGAUCUUUGCCUCUAUUCCGGACAAAGUACGAGAACUUAUGAACUGAUCAAGUUGCUGAAGCUGCUUCCUAGGAAAAGGAACCCGACGAUCACCUAACCGAUUAGAGCUGUGUAAGCAAUUUUUCCAUAGAGGAAAGCAAAAACUUUUGGCUAAUUGCCAUCGUAAGUCGGUGAUUACUCGUUGUAAAACAUUGAUCAUCUGGGAUUUUGUAGUCACUUAAGUUAUUUUGAGCCCAUUAUAAAUCUCUGUGAGUUUUACGCGGCUA